AUGAUUAGCUGGAAUACUACCCCGCUUCCGAACCCUCUAAGGACCGCACAGCUCCAUCCGCCGUAUUAUGGAGUGCCGGCAUUGGAAGCCGUUUCUACGUUCACAACUUCGUCAAACGAAGACGCUCGCGCCGGGCUUCUUUCACGCGCGUCCGAAAACGAGCUGGAGCGCCCGAGUCUCUACGCUCUCCUGAAUGCCGGCGCCCGCAUCAACAGGCUUCCCGCCGAGCUACUGGUCGAGAUCAUGACGCAGGUACAGAACACAGACGUCUAUGAUUGGUAUGACGACUGGUACGACGCUCUGCUCGUCUGCCGACACUGGUUCGUCGUCGGCUCGAUGGCCGGAAGGCUGUGGAAAAGCCUCAAGGUCAAGCACUGUACCAAUCUGCUGCGCACUGGCCUCGCUCGCUCAAGAGAUGCAGAGCUUGAUUUGAAGAUCGUAUGCCACGACCACCAACGGUUCCUCGACACCAUCAGGCUCAUCGCACUCCACAUCCCCCGUCUGGGAAGCCUCUCAAUAUACCACAUGCAGGACAAGAAUGUUCCCGCUUUCGCCAGCUUCAUGGAGAGCGCCAUGCCUGCGCUGCAUCGAGUUCGUGUGGAAGCUUUACCACGUGGCAAUGCUGAGAAGCUUGUUCUCGACUUCCCCCCAGAACGAUUCCCUCGACUGGAGGCCAUUCACAUCCGCCGCAUCCACACGUUCGGCAACCUGGCUGUCGUCUCGCAGCUGCGGUUCAUCAAUAUCACCGCUGGCUUUGGCAGUAAACCGGAUCUCACCGCCGCGACCUUCCUGAAUGCCCUGCGCUGCAUGGAAAACGUUGAAGAACUCAUCUUGACCGACGUGAAGGUGUGCGACCUCGGCAGAUGGGGACCGCCUGCAUGCUGGGACAGGGUCGCAUUGAGCAAACUGCGCAAGCUUGUCGUCCAAAUGGAAGGAUCACUCAUCAAGCAGAUGCUUUUCGUUGUUGUCAUUCCCGCCGACGCCAUCGUCCAUCUCAAGAUCAUUCUCGUGGACGAGGAUCUAGUGGGCACCACGGCGAGCAUUGCAGCGGCCCUCCCUCAGGACAGUCCACGGUGUCUACCCAUCCUCAGCCGCAUUAUCAAAGGACAUAUCGUCAUAUCCACCUCCUAUCACUACGUUUGCGGAUUCAUCGCACCGACGUCGAGCACGCGCGGACUUGGCGAUAUAGCUCUCCAACUCAAACCCUCUCACACAUUCGCCGAAGACGCGACUGCCGGCCCCAACGACCUCGUCGACGUCUUCCGCGGUGCCCCGCUGGAGUCGCUUACUAUCGAGGCUCCCCCUGCGUUGGCCGUGCGGACGGACUGGCGGAACCUGUUCGCGCUCUAUCCGACGCUGCGCCGCCUGAACCUUACUGUGCACGAUGACCAGUGGGGGCCACGAACGCCCGUAGAUGUGAUCCUGUUGGCGCUCGAUCCUGGAGACGGCACACGCUUGGACGCAGGACCUCACGCAGACCUCGUCCUCUGUCCGGAGCUGCGCUGCCUGUGCCUCAACGGGCUGUGGAUGGACUCGCGGGAGAUCGUGCAGAUGGUUGCGACGUGCUUGAGAAACCGCCGGCUGCUGCUGCCGGGGAGGCCAGACGGGCGUGUUCUCGACCAGCUCGUGUUGCGCUUGAAGGAUCGCAUCCCGACGGGCUAUCUCAAGGAGGCGUUCGACAAACAUGUUGCGCCAUUCGUCGGUGUUCUGAAAUACCCCUCGCCUGCUAAUAUUUUAUAG
Messenger RNA from Trametes versicolor FP-101664 SS1, 1740 nucleotides. RefSeq lists its product as uncharacterized. The record is from RefSeq and is a predicted model, not a curated record. The transcript has a single exon. Lineage: Eukaryota; Fungi; Basidiomycota; Agaricomycetes; Polyporales; Polyporaceae. Gene Ontology annotation, molecular function: protein binding. Bases 1 to 1740 code for a protein of 579 amino acids.